AGAAGAAUGAAUGGACUCUCUUUCCUUAUAGUGAUUCACUGAUUAAGGUUUGGUGAGUCGCUUAUGUAUACCGUUUGAUCCACCAUCAAUUCAAUUCUUUUAAACGCCCUGAUCGUGAUUGGAUUAUUGAUUAUUCGUUCUCAUGGCGGAUUUUAGAUUUUUAUUACAUUCGGGACGACGAGAACGUGGAGUUGCAUAAAUCAGAGCAAAUUCAUCCGAUGAACUGUGCAAAGUUGCAGACCUUUAGAAAAUAGAAACGAUUACGAAGAUGAUUAAUGGAGAGGGAACUCGGGAGAAUUCAUCGGAUGCCGCCUCUCCAGAUCUGUUUGAUGAGCUUCCGCCCUGGAUGGAUCAGAAUUUAGAAGCUGCUUCGCCAGCUUCAUCAGAGUAUUCUUCUUGUGGAGAGUCGGAAUUUGAGAGAUAUUGCAGUGCGAAUUCAGUUAUGGGGACAACGAGUUUGUGUAGUUCCCUUGGAACUUGUAAUGAGUUUCUUGAUUCUGAUUCGGGCUCCACGAGAAGUUUGGGGCACGGGGAGGAUCGUCUUUUGGAGAGUUUUGGUUUCGGAGGAAGGUUUGGGAGGAAUUCUAGGGACAGGGGGUGUGCCUCUUUGGGAGAUUUUGAUUGUUUACCAGAUGGAUCCAUUGAAAUUUGCAAAGGAAAAAUGGGUAUCGAGAAUGGGGUUUCCGUAGAAGGGAAGGUGUUAUCGAGGAACAAAAACCAAUCAAAGUCUUUGCUUACUUAUCAGGAAGGUGCCACGGAAGUAGGAGAUUUUUGUUCAGAAGUUAAGAAUGAAAAUUUAGCAAUGCUGAAGGUGGGCAGUGCAUCGAAAUYACUCAGGAACCUAGGUGCUGAUGCUUCAUCGAACACGGGUACCUCUAAUGGGAAUAAUAGUGAAGGUUUGGUUUUGUCAAAUGGUCCCAGUGAAGUGGGAUCCUUGCAAAGCUUUGCUGAAAAUAAUACCUCCAAACAGAUUAUUAGUGUGGAAAAUAAUGAGAACUUAAAUAAGUUCAGAAUUGUAAAUGAAUCACAUUCUUUGCUGGGAUCAAGUGAGGAAAUCUCAUCUUACCCUUCCCCUUGUGAAGAUAAUUCUACUGAGCAAAUCCACACUGACAUGGAUCAUUUCCACAGCUUAACUUCAGCAUUUGAUGUUCCAAUCGAUGAAAGGGAAAUUGACAGACUACCAGAAGAAGAGGACACCUCAUCCCGAUAUGAACCUUCAGAAGAUGAUAGUUCAAUGUUGGACUCUGGAACGGAUGACGAACAGAGUGCCAGUUGUAGAAGAAACUUACAAUUUAGGCAGGAAACCAAAACUGAGAAUGAAAAUCCAUUGCUUAUGAACUCAGCUGUGGCUUUUGGUUCAGAUGAUUGGGAUGASUUUACACAAGAAAUGAACCUUAUGAAUGAGAUCAAUUUAGUGCCUUUAUUGCCGGAUAGGCCUCAGGAACAACUGCAUCAAGAAACUGAAGGAAAUCUUUUAAAUUCCACUUUUCUUGGUGACAUUGGCUCUCCAAUUUUCGGUAGAUCACAGAUAGAAGAAAGUGUCAGAGAUAUAGCUAUGGCUAGUCAUCAAGUCGAAGAUAUGCAUGAGUCAACAGGGUAUGCAAAAUGCAAGAGUUCAACUCCAGCCAGGAAUGUCUUAACUUCUGAGAAGGAUCUUCCAUUGCAAAAGGCUCCAAUAGAAACAGGUUCAACUCUCAUGGAUGAUGGUGCAGAAAGGAAUCUUCAAUGUAUAAACAGUGGCGAAGUCAGCAGCCAUGAUGAGGUUGGAAUUUCAGAAAGUGUGUCGGUUGAGAAAUCAAAAAUUCAACUCCAACUGGCACCUCUUUCUGAUGCUUCUGUUAGCAAACUUUGUUCCACUGAAAAUGAAGCACCUCAAGGUAAAGAGGCAGGAUUUUUGGAAGACCAGCUGGACCUUCUUUUUGAUGUUUCAUAUAACCAACUUUGUUCCUCUUCAACUGAGGCACCUCAGGAGAAAGAUGCGGGAAUUUUGGAAGACCAUGAACCAAAUGCUCACUCCCCUAUGGUUGAUAUUAAUCAGGAAACCUGCCUAAAUAGAAUACUUGCAGAUUCUUCUAUUUCAAAAGAUCAGGUUGAAGACCAUCUGACAUCUGUUGAGGUUGGGCAUCUAGAGUCGAAUGAAUCCUAUGAUGAGGUUGUCCUUGAAAUGGAGGAAAUUUUACUAGACUCUGGUGAGUCUCCCGGGAGAAGGUUCACCAGUAGGUCGCCUCAGUCUUUUAGAGAUGGCAGCUCAACUGCUUCCACAUCUGGCACAAAUUUUGCAUACCCAUUAAUCCAGAACCCACUAAAAAUUGAUGCCAUUGAAGUAAUUGGUGCAAAACAAAAGAAGGGAGAAGUUUCACUUGGGGAAAGACUGGUAGGAGUGAAGGAAUAUACAGUGUAUCAGCUGAGAGUGUGGAGCGGUAAGGAUCAAUGGGAAGUUGAACGCCGAUACCGUGAUUUUUAUACUCUUUAUCGCCAGUUAAAAACUUUGUUUACUGAUCAGGGUUGGAGUCUUCCAGAGCCUUGGUCCUACGUUGAACGAGAGUCCAGAAAGAUAUUUGGGAAUGCUUCUCCCAGUGUUAUCAGUGAGAGGAGUACUCUUAUCCAAGAAUGUUUACGAUCUGUUCUGCACUAUGGGUUCUCAUCCAGUACAUUAGGUCCUUUGAUCUGGUUUUUAUCCCCUCAAAAAUCCCUUCCUAGUUCCCCAUUAAAUUCACCGGUGCUUCAAAAAACUUCAUUCACUAGAGAUACAAGUACAGAAAGAUUCUCCACUUUAGGGAAGACUAUAUCACUUCUUGUGGAAAACAUGCCUCGCAAGUCAAUGAAACAGUUGCUGGAAGCACAGCAUUAUACUUGUGCAGGAUGCCACAGGUACUUUGAUGAUGGGAAGAAUCUAUUGCGAGAAUUUGUACAAACCCUUGGGUGGGGAAAGCCUCGACUAUGUGAAUACACUGGUCAAUUGUUUUGUGCUUCUUGCCAUACAAAUGAAACUGCAGUCCUCCCAGCUAAAGUCUUGCAUUUCUGGGAUUUUACUCAAUAUCCAGUUUCUCAAUUCGCUAAAUCAUAUCUGGAGUCUAUAUAUGACCAGCCAAUGCUUUGCGUCAGUGCAGUCAAUCCUUUUCUGUUUUCAAAGGUCCCUGCCCUGCUCCAUAUUAUGGGUAUCAGAAAGAAAAUAGCAGCUAUGCUUCCAUAUGUUCACUGCCCAUUCCAGAGAUCAAUCCAUAGAGGACUGGGUUCUCGAAGAUAUCUUGUUGAAAGCAAUGAUUUUUUUGCACUCCGAGAUCUUGUUGACCUUUCCAAAGGGGCAUUUGCAGCACUCCCAGUCAUUGUAGAGUGUGUCUCCAAUAAGAUCUUAGAGCACAUUACAGAGCAAUGCCUCAUUUGUUGUGAUGCGGGUGUUCCCUGUGGUGCUCAACAAGCUUGUCAAGACCCAUCCUCCUUGAUAUUCCCCUUUCAGCAGGAAGGUGAGAUAGAAAGAUGCAGUUCUUGUGAAACAGCUUUCCAUAAAGUUUGCUUUAAAAAGCUUAAGAGAUGCCGAUGUGGUGCGUAUCUUGAAAUGGACAAAGGCGUUGAGCCCCUAGAAACAAUGCAGCAUGGGACCAGUGAUGAACUGGAUGGAGCUUUGGAUUUAUCAGCAAGGAAGUCUGGUCCCACAUCCCCGAUUGGCUUACUCUCUGGUCUGUUCUCAAAAGCUAAGCAAGAGAAGGCGUGGAGUCCUAAAAACAGUAACCCAGUCAUUCUCAUGGGUUCUUUACCAAGCACUUCUCUCUAAUCGUUUGAAAUUGCAAUAUACCUKUGUACCGUAUUGCUUAAUGUUUAGAUACCGUAAGUCCAAUGGAAACCAGGAGCCUAUUUGUUGCACUUAUGAUGUAGUUAGUGGAAUAAACAGAUGGCCAUUUUUUAUAUGUAGGGAAGGGAAAAUGUGGAGUACAGAUGCUUGUUAUUUUUCUGUUCUCUCUCUCUCUCUCUCUUGGUGAGGGGGCGUAUUUUUUUGUAACAAAAUGUAAUCCAAGUGAGAAACUAUUGGAAUGUGAGAUUUUUCUUUAUCUUUC
Molecule: messenger RNA, 4052 nt
Organism: Nelumbo nucifera (sacred lotus)
Lineage: Eukaryota; Viridiplantae; Streptophyta; Magnoliopsida; Proteales; Nelumbonaceae
Product: Phox (PX) domain-containing protein
Molecular function (GO): phosphatidylinositol binding
Source: RefSeq, a predicted model, not a curated record